Messenger RNA from Macrosteles quadrilineatus (aster leafhopper), 1874 nucleotides. It is a transcript of the gene MKP-4, whose product is annotated as dual specificity protein phosphatase MPK-4. The record is from RefSeq and is a predicted model, not a curated record. Gene Ontology annotation, molecular function: protein tyrosine/serine/threonine phosphatase activity. The transcript has 8 exons. Bases 104 to 1069 code for a protein of 321 amino acids. Gene Ontology annotation, cellular component: nucleus. Lineage: Eukaryota; Metazoa; Arthropoda; Insecta; Hemiptera; Cicadellidae. Gene Ontology annotation, biological process: protein dephosphorylation.
UUUGUUUGUUUACUUAAAUUUGAUUAGUCUUGAUCGAAAUCGUGAACUGAAUUUAAAAUGAUUUUGAUUAGGUAAUAUCGCAUUACAAAUCAAGUCAUUCAAAAUGUUAAAACGAGAAGAUUUUGAUGCUGGGCCGACCAGUUUAGAUAGUAUUGAGAAAGGUUUGUUUUUAGGAAACUUGACAGCAGCAACAGAUAAGAAUGUCAUAGAGGGAAACAAAAUAAACAGAAUUCUCACAGUUGACUCCUGUCCUCUGCCGCAAAAAAUCACAGAUAUUUCAGGAAUCAAAACAUUGUUUAUUCAAGUCACUGACCUACCCCAUGAAGAUCUUCUAGGACAUUUUGAGGAAGCUUAUAACUUUAUAAAAGAAGCACAAGACCGAGAUGAAAUCGUUUUAGUCCACUGCUACUUUGGCGUUUCCCGCAGUGCUACAAUUGUUAUCGCCUUCAUGAUGAAGAAAUACAGCCUUACCUAUUCCGAAGCACUUGAAAGAGUGAAGAGUCAACGUAGAUUUGUCGGACCAAAUGCAGGGUUCCAAGCUCAACUGGAGCUUUAUGAAAGGAUGGGUUACACUCUAGAUCGGAGUAACGCUCAGUACAGAAUGUAUCGGUUGAAACUGGCUGCUGAUAAAGUCAAGAAAGUGAAGAUACUGCCACUGGACUGCCUGGAUGUUAUCCAGCCGGAUCCAUCCCUGAUCCGAGUGAGUCCGGAUCCUUUGGUAUACCGCUGUUGUAGAUGCAGACGCAUCAUUGCGUCGGCUGCUAACUUGAUGCCGCACGUCCCGGGAGAGAGGCCGUCGUGGAAGGACCCGACGUGGCCGCAGCGUGUGAGAGAACAGAAGAUUUGUUCCGCCACACACUUCGUAGAGCCACUAGCCUGGAUGAAGACUGUGCUGAAUUCUGAGCAGGGCAAGCUGCACUGUCCCAAGUGUAAUAACAAGCUAGGCUCAUUCAGCUGGAUCAUGGGUUGCCAGUGCCCAUGUGGAUCCAAAAUUUCACCUGCGUUUUAUCUGGUGCCUUCUAAAGUGGAGUGGAGUAAUUUUGUUCAAAAUGUUCAGGUAACUGUAUAAACUCACAAGCUGCAACAAAAUGGUCGGAUUAUCAUAUACAAAUAGUUUUAAGAAAGUGUUUACAUAUAUGUAUAUUUUAUUGACUUUUCAUGAUAAUUUACCAGAACUUUAUACAUUACUUGUAGUGAGUUUUGAAUUUAUAAAUUUUUGCCAUUUACAAAUUUUAAUAUGUACAUUUAUUGUGUUUUAAUGUUACCUUAUUAGUGAACUUGAAUACCAGUUUAAAAGACUAUGCACGUAAUAUUUAUAUGUAGAACAAUAUUUUCAUAUUGUAUUUUGUAAAAAAUGAAAAUUUAUUAUGAUAAUAAUAGCAUUGAAUUUGGAUAUAAAAGUAGACAUCUCAUCUUCAUGCGUUGGCGGCUGUAGUAAUAGCUAAGUUAAUCAUAUUUGGAUUAGUCUCUUGGCUUCUCAAAGAGUAAGUUAUUAUAGUCGGAUGUUCUAUUUUAGUUUUUUAUUCCAUGAAAUUGAUUGGGGGCAUAAAAUAAUAUGCUUCCAAUAUUAUAUAUCCUUAAGAUUGCAAUAAGUUACUCUAACUUUUCCUCAGAUACAAUUUUGGUUUAGAAGAAAAAAGGAUUGUUGGUGUGUUACAACAGUUUAUUCUAAUUAUUCAGUGGUUCAACUGAACUGAGUUCUUCCUUAUUUUGAAACUGGUUAAGAGAGAGUCUACUAACAUCAAAUAUUCAAUCGUUCCUUUAUUUUGGCAAAUACCUGCAGCUAGUUUACAUCCCAUUGUAGUAUUCUAUCGUAAAUUUACUUAUUAGAAAACUUUUAAUAUUAUUUAUGUAUGUAAUGACCUAUGUAAUUA